CUAUAUUCAAUAAUGUGGUUAGACAUACUACCAAACGACUCGCAAGUUUUGAUUCAUCUUUCUUUUUAGCCACCAAAUUCUGCAAAAUGACAAUUUUAAUCAUCGAGUGUUAGUAGGAAAGGCGUAAAGCUAGCAUUAGUCAUUCCGACACUUCCUCCGCCGGUCGGCAAUUGCAACCACACCAAUAUACCGCCGUUGGUGGUUUGCCGCCGGCUUGGCAAAUUCUUCCUCUCUUUUCAAGUCAAGGGAUUGUACUAAUUUAUCCGCCUUAUCAGAAAAGAUGGAGUACAGAAACAAGCUUGUCUUGGCUCCAAUGGUCCGAGUGGGUACAUUGCCAUUUAGGCUGCUUGCUGCCCAAUAUGGUGCGGACAUAACCUAUGGAGAGGAGAUUAUUGAUCAUAAAAUCAUCAAAUGUGAGCGGAGAGUUAAUGAUGUCUUAGGGACAACUGACAUAGUGGAGAAGGGAACUGAUAAUGUUGUUUUCAGAACGUGCCCCGAGGAAAGAAAUCGAGUUGUAUUUCAGAUGGGCACUUCUGAUGCCAUGAGAGCUCUCAAAGCUGCUGAAAUAGUGUGUAAAGAUGUAGCAGCAGUGGACAUAAACAUGGGAUGCCCCAAGUCAUUCUCUAUUAGUGGAGGCAUGGGUGCUGCACUGUUGAGCAAACCAGAGCUCAUUCAUGAUAUUUUGACAACAUUGAGGAGGAACUUGGAUAUACCAGUAACGUGCAAGAUUAGAUUAUUAAAAUCUCCGCAGGAUACAGUGGAAUUGGCACGACGAAUUGAGAGGACUGGUGUCUCUGCCCUUGCUGUCCAUGGAAGGAAAGUUCAAGACAGGCCAAGAGAUCCUGCAAAGUGGAGUGAGAUUGCUGAUGUUGCUGCUGCUCUCUCUAUUCCAGUUAUAGCAAAUGGUGAUGUUUUUGAAUAUGAGGAUUUUCAACGUAUUAGAGAUGCAACAGGUGCUUCAUCUGUGAUGGUUGCAAGAGGAGCCAUUUGGAAUGCUUCUAUAUUCUCUUCCGUGGGGAAAAUACCACGGGAAGAUGUCAAAAGAGAGUAUGUGAGAAAGAGUAUAUUGUGGGAUAAUGAUAUCAAAAGCACAAAGCACACCCUGAAGGAAAUGAUAAUGCAGUAUUCUUCCCUUGGGCUCCCAGAGGGACAGGCGGUAAUUAAAUCGGAUACCUUGGCUGAUCUAGCGCAACUUUAUGGUGAAGAAAAAUACUAUGAAUAUGUCACAGAAAGCUGGAGGAGUAGAUGACAUAUAUAAAUGGUUUCUCCCUCUCUGAUCGUAGAAUUCAAUACACAAAGAUAUUGGUUGGUGAGAAGAUGGCCAACUAUAAUUUAUGAAGCUAGUGGAGUGUUUGAAGCAAGUGCUAGAGUUGGACCUUGCACAUGAGGUUGUUAAUGAGUUGAAGAGUAACUUAGUUGUGGCUUCUUUCCGAGCUAUGUGACUCUAUACCCGAAUGAUAUCUCUUGUUUGAGUUUAACGAAACAUUCAAAAAAAAACCUGAAGAAAUCCUCCAGACUGCAAAAGUCCGAGCAAUAUUCAUUGCAGGCCUUACACUAAAUUGAACAAGUGGGUUACCUGCAUAAAACGACUUUGUAUCGUUUGGUUGUAUAAGGGGUACCAUUGAAGUCUUUGCUUUAUUCCCUUGGAUCAUUUUGCAGACAUCCUUUGCAAAUCUAAGAUAUUUAUGGGGAAGUGAGAUACUGAAAUCAUGUACACUAAACAAUUUCUCCUGGUAUAUUUCUUCAAGUUUGUGAUCUUGUUUUUGAUAAGACUAUUUGCAUUUGAAUGGAGUAAUUUAUGGAAAAUACCUAUUGAGCUUAAACUAA
Messenger RNA from Nicotiana attenuata, 1827 nucleotides. RefSeq names its product tRNA-dihydrouridine(20) synthase [NAD(P)+]-like. The coding region runs from base 281 to 1249 and encodes 322 amino acids. NCBI's taxonomy places the organism in Eukaryota, Viridiplantae, Streptophyta, Magnoliopsida, Solanales, Solanaceae. Gene Ontology annotation, cellular component: cytoplasm. The record is from RefSeq and is a predicted model, not a curated record. The transcript is spliced from 10 exons. Gene Ontology annotation, molecular function: flavin adenine dinucleotide binding; tRNA dihydrouridine synthase activity. Gene Ontology annotation, biological process: tRNA dihydrouridine synthesis.